Achroia grisella is the source of this 1426-nucleotide messenger RNA. RefSeq lists its product as uncharacterized. Lineage: Eukaryota; Metazoa; Arthropoda; Insecta; Lepidoptera; Pyralidae. The record is from RefSeq and is a predicted model, not a curated record. The transcript is spliced from 2 exons. Bases 132 to 1049 code for a protein of 305 amino acids.
CAAGUACAUACUUAUGUAUAAUAUGUGACGUAACAGUUCCAAAUAUACAUUGGAAAUCACACAAUGACAGCUUGAAACACAAAACAUGUUUAGAAAUAGCAAAUGUAUCAAUACAGAGAGCUAGAGAAAACAUGUUCACAGUACUACCAAAUUAUUCAACCAGUGACUCUAGUUACAAUUUCUGUGGCGCGUGCGCAGUUUCCAUUGACGCUAAUUAUAAAAUAUAUCACACAUCAACAAAAGAACACGCUGAUGCAGUUAAACAUGACGAGUUGUUAUCCAACUUAUUUGAUAUAUACAAAAACAAAAGUAAACUUAGCAAAAUCGAUACUACAAUAUCUACAGUACAUGUGCUUGUUAAUAAUAAAAAUAACAAUACAACAGAAGUUAAUAGUAGAAACCAAGUAAAAAAAGUUAGUCCACAUAACAAAGUACCUGCUAUUACUAUGACAAGUGAAGAUGAAGAGUUAUCUGUAUUGCAGCAACAUAUUAAUUAUAUUAAUUAUACUAAUCAUAUGAAUCAACUUAAGUCACAAUCUUAUCUUUACAUAUUAGAAAACAAAUAUUUACAUGUAGUUAUUGACUUCUUUUUCUAUCAAGUACAUAUUCGUAAUUUUAAUGGAAUAACGAGGAAUUAUAAUGUAAAUUGGAGGUGUUUAUUAUGUGACAUUAUGCUGAAUAAAGAAGCUGAUAUAGUGGUACAUUGUCAGAAUAUGAACCAUAUAAAAUAUAUAACGGGCCCUAUAUAUAAUGCACAAUGUAUAAGAAAAUUUGCGAGGUAUCCACAAGUACAAACAAAUAUUGAAUCUUUUCAUUGCAUUGUUUGUAACAUACUCAUAUCAGGUGAAGUGGCGAUGGUUAAUCACGUAGACAAUAAUCUACAUAAAUUGGCCGUUAACCGAUCAUUGAUUUAUACGAAGAAUCCUAAGACAGGCAUAAUUACAUGUUGUGCGUGUAUGGAGAACCUGACAGAUCCCUAUCUCCCUAAUCAUGAAUACAGGGAAAUGCAUUUAAGGAAUUUGAAAAUUAGAAGGCAAACCUCAAUGUAAGUAGCAGAUGAUGAAUAUUAGAGGGACCUACAAUUCCGCAAACAUACGAGUUUAUCAUCAAGAAAUAUAAACAUUUAUGCGGCAGAUUUACUGAGCACACUGCGCGGGAACACUGUAGGUUAGUUACAAUGUUAAAAGAAAAUAACAACCUCGUCAUUCGGGAUUGCAUCAUUUACUUGUAAUAUAUGAUUGUAAAUAUAUGUAUCGACAAUACUAAGUAAGAUUAUAGCCUUGUGUCAUGUCAUACAUACGUUGAUAGUGUCAUUCUAGGACAAUAGACACUGUCAGUCUCCAGUCAAUCACGCCGUCAGUAUAUAUUUCGUGAAUAAGAUCUGUUAUUGGGAGUGGUUGAUUUCGUUGAUUAUGGGUGACUUGGG